AAUCUCCCUAAGAAGGAAUGGCGGGGGCCUACUGACAACUGUGAGACUCAACUGCCUGUACAGAUGGUGUUCUCAGAACAAAGGGGCAUCAGGUAAAUGCCAGACUGUACCCUUAUGAGGCAACUUACAACUUCCAAUUAAAAGUGGUUUUAGUUUUUUCGGUUUUGUUUGUGUGUUUGUUUUUUCAGAUUCUAAAGCUGAAGUGUACCCUGAUACAAAAGAUGGGUGACAAAAUGGAUUCUGAAAAUGCUAAAAGGACAUAACCUGGGUUAAAGUGAGUGGACAGAGACAUAUGACCCAGGUAGAGAUCCACAACAUGGCAUGAAGAAGGUAGAGAGGUGGCUGCACCUGAGAGGGGAAGAGUGGGGGUAGUCACAGCAGAGCUGGUGAGUCAGAGAGGAGGUCAGGGUGUGAACCUGGACAGGCUCCAAUGGAGCUUUGCUCACUCAGUGCCACAAUGUUCUGAAACCGUGGGAUUCUCCGGCUGUCAUUACAUGGAGGGCAGUGCAGGAACAAAGCACAAUCACCGCCUCCUUCAUUCUAUGGGGCUUGCUAACCCUACUGUGUGCUGGGAAUAUUCAAGAGAUGAAUGAAUCUAUACAGUCCUCAUUCACCUGAAGUUAGGGUGGAGACAGGAUCCGAGUAUUAAUCAAAUAACCAUACCAACAAGCACACUGGCCCUAGGGCCAGCCAAAACCUAGGGCACCUGGUGACUGUAGCACGUCCCUGGCUGUGGUAUAGGGUUCUAAUCAACAAAGGAAAUGACAGGAGGCCUGACUUGUUUCUCAUGAUCCAUAUCAGGCUUAUGGUGAUCUCUUUUCCCAGUGUCCCCAGCUUGGCAGCAUGUGUACCCUGAGAACCUCUUUCAUUAGAACCCGGGCGUCCGGAGUUCCCGUCGUGGUGUAGUGGUUAACGAAUCCGACUAGGAACCAUGAGGUUGCUGGUUCCAUCCCUGGCCUUGCUCAGUAUGUUGGGGAUCCCGCGUUGCCGUGAGCUGUGGUGUAGGUCACAGACGCGGAUCGGGUCCCACGUUGCUGUGGCUCUGGCGUAGCCCAGCAGCAACAGCUCCAAUUGGACCCCUAGCCUGGGAACCUCCAUAUGCUGGAGUAGCGGCCCUAGAAAAGGCAAAAAGACAAAAAAAAAAAAAAAAGAACCAGGGCGUCCUUAUCCUUGGGUUACCCGGGGUCUCGAGGAUGCUCCCUGGGGGGUCCCCACACACCUGUGGGGCCCACCUUAGAAGGUGAGCAACACCUGGCCAGGGGCUCACUGACGUGCCGGGCACCCCACACGCCGGGACCCCGCCCACACAGGCAGCCUGGCCAGCCCCCAGCGAGGGCUGAUGGGUCACGCAGCAUGCGGAGGGGGCGGAGCCUGGUGCCUGGGGCGGGGCUUUGGGCCCAGCGCGCUUCCCAGUUGGCUCUCAGAGGUGCCUCUCUGAAGGCACGCAGAAGCCGAGGGCCCUUGCCUUCCGGCCUCCUCAUUAGCUGCCGCUUUGGCGGGAGUUGGCGGCGGGUGUGAGGUGAGGUCGAACGGUGUCUCUCCCGGCCUAGACCAGAGCCAGUGCGGCAGGCGCCCUUUCUUCCUUCUCGGGACAGCCCAGGGAACGCUCUCCGUGGCUCUGUGAGGUUCCUGUGGCGAGAGAGAGGCAGAGGUGACUGGUUCCCAGAUACUAUAGCUCUCCAUGGACACCAUGUCAGAAGCCAGGCUCCAAACCCAGCAGAGGAGCAGCCGGAAUGGUCGAGAGACCAGCCUGUGGUCCUCAGGCUUUGGAAUGAAGCUGGAGGCUGUCACCCCGUUCUUGGGGAAAUACCGCCCUUUUGUGGGUCGCUGCUGCCAGACCUGCACCCCUAAGAGCUGGGAGUCCCUCUUCCACAGAAGCAUAAUGGAUCUAGGCUUCUGCAACGUGAUCCUGGUGAAGGAAGAGAACACCAGGUUUCGGGGCUGGCUGGUUCGGAGGCUUUGCUAUUUCUUGUGGUCACUGGAGCAGCACAUACCCCUCUGCCAGGAUGCACCACAGAAGAUCAUGGAAAGCACUGGGGUGCAGAACAUCAUCUCAGGGAGGGCCCCCGGAGGGGCUGGGGAAGGCCAGGGGCCCAGCCUUGUGAAGAAAGAGGUACAGCGCAUCUUGGGCCACAUCCAGACUCCACCCCGCCCCUUCCUGCUCAGGCUGUUUAGCUGGGCACUGCUGCGGUUCCUGAACUGCCUCUUCCUGAAUGUGCAGCUGCACAAGGGCCAGAUGAAGAUGGUCCACAAGGCCGCCCAGGCGGGCUCGCCGCUCGUGCUCCUCUCUACCCACAAGUCACUCCUGGAUGGGAUCCUGCUGCCCUUUGUGCUGCUUUCCCAGGGCCUGGGUGUGCUCCGUGUGGCUUGGGACCCCCGUAUCUUCUCCCCCAUCCUCAGAGCUCUGCUGAAGAAACUUGGGGGACUUUUUCUACCCCCAGAGGCCAAUCUCUCCCCAGACAGCUCUGAGGGGUUCCUUGCAAGGGCUGUGUUCCAUGAGGCUGUGCAGCAGCUGUUGGUCAGCGGGCAGCCCCUGCUCAUCUUCCUUGAAGAGCCCCCUGGGGCUCAGGGGCCUCGGCUCUCAGCCCUGGGCCAGACCUGGCUGGGAUUAGUGGUUCAGGCUGUCCGGGUGGGCACUGUCCCUGAUGCUAUGCUAGUGCCAGUGGCCAUCACUUACGACCUGGUUCCAGAUGCACCCCGUGACACAUACCAAGCCUUGGCCCCACUGGGGCUGUGGACAGGAGCUCUGGCUGCUCUGCGGAGCCUACGAGGAUGGGGCCGUGGCCGCAGGGUCUGUGCCCGUGUACAUCUGGCUCAGCCCUUCUCCCUGCAGGAAUACACUAUCAAUGCCAGAAGUUGCUGGGACAGCAGGCAGACCCUGGAGCAGCUGCUGCAGCCCAUUGUGCUGGGCCAGUGUACUGUCGUCCCUGACACGGAGAAGGAGCAGGAGUGGACCCCAGUAACCGGGCCCCUUCUGGCCCUCAAGGAAGAGGACCAGCUCCUGGUCAGGAGGCUGAGCCGUCACAUCCUGAAUGCCAGCGUGGCCAGCUCGGCGGUAAUGAGCACAGCCAUCAUGGCGACACUGCUGCUGUUCAGGCACCGGAAGGGUGUGUUCCUGUCUCAGCUCCUGGGGGAGUUCUCCUGGCUGACCGAGGAGACGCUGCUGCGUGGCUUUGACGUGGGCUUCUCGGGGCAGCUGCGGUGCCUGGUGCAGCACACCCUGAGCCUGCUACGUGCGCACGUGGCCCUGCUGCGCGUCCACCAGGGGGACCUGUUGGUGGUUCCACGGCCGGGCCCAGGCCUUGUGCACCUGGCACGCCUGAGCGCUGAGUUGCUGCCUGCCUUCCUGAGCGAGGCUGUAGGUGCGUGUGCUGUGCGGGGGCUGCUGGCAGGCAGGGUGCCACCUGAGGGGCCCUGGGAGCUGCAGGGCAUCGAGCUGCUGAGCCAGAACGACCUGUAUCGCCAGAUCCUGCUGCUGCUGCAUUUGCUGCCACGGGACCUGCUGUUGCUGCAGCCCUGCCAGUCUUCCUACUGCUACUGUCAGGAGGUGCUGGACCGGCUCAUCCAGUGUGGGCUCCUGGUCGCCGAAGAGACCCCAGGUUCCCGGCCAGCAUGUGACACAAGGCGGCAGCGCUUGAGUGCUAAACUGCUGUGGAAACCAAGUGGGGACUUCACUGACAGUGACAGUGACAACUUUGAGGAGGCUGAGGGCCGCUCAGCCAGCAGUCACGCUGCCCUGACUUUUUCCUCUUCCUCUGCCGCCUGCUCAGCCCGCUGCUCAAGGCCUUUGCGCAGGCUGCCACCUUCCUCCGCCAGGGACAGCUGCCGGACACUGAGUCUGGCUACGUGGAGCAGCUGUUCCAGUUCUUACAGGCCACUGCCCAGGAGGAAGGGUUCUUUGAGUGUGCAGACCCUAAUCUCGCCAUCAGUGCUGUCUGGACCUUCAGAGACUUGGGGGUGCUGCAACAGAUGCCCAGCCCUGCCGGCCCCAUGCUCCACCUGUCCCCUACCUUUGCCAGCUGGGACAACCAGGAAAAGCUGGAACAGUUCAUCCAGCAGUUCAUCUGUGGCUAGAACUAUAGGGAGGAGCCCCUUGCUGAGCCUUCUCAGUCCCAGAACACGGCCAUGCCCUGGAGCCUGAAGACUAGGAGCUGCAAACCCUCAGCUGGACUAUAAGAUCCUUAAGGUCUGACUGGCCCUUGCUGUUGCUUGCUUUCUCUGUCCUUUGGUGCAAUAAACAAGAGUCCUCUUUCC
Sus scrofa (pig) is the source of this 4254-nucleotide messenger RNA. The record is from RefSeq and is a predicted model, not a curated record. Lineage: Eukaryota; Metazoa; Chordata; Mammalia; Artiodactyla; Suidae.